Molecule: messenger RNA, 5199 nt
Organism: Zootoca vivipara (common lizard)
Lineage: Eukaryota; Metazoa; Chordata; Lepidosauria; Squamata; Lacertidae
Gene: BCKDHA
Product: branched chain keto acid dehydrogenase E1 subunit alpha
Biological process (GO): branched-chain amino acid catabolic process
Cellular component (GO): oxoglutarate dehydrogenase complex
Molecular function (GO): oxidoreductase activity, acting on the aldehyde or oxo group of donors, disulfide as acceptor
Source: RefSeq, a predicted model, not a curated record
GCCCGCCUCAAGCUUUCCAGCCGCCCAAAAUGGCGGCGUCAGCGAGGCUCCCUUGCGCGGGGCUGCGCUCCCUGAGGCGCCUGCUGCUGGGACGCCCCUCGCACCCCGGGCGGCUGCCGGCGAGGGGGCUCCGCGCAGGAGUAUGCCUUCAACAGCAGGAAGAGUUUACCUCUUUGGAGGAGAAGCCACAAUUCCCCGGUGCCUCUGCCGAGUUUGUAGACAAGCUAGAAUUCAUCCAGCCUAAUGUCAUUUCAGGGAUUCCCAUCUACCGAGUUAUGGACCGACAGGGGCAGAUCACCAACCCCAGUGAGGACCCUAAGCUUCCCCAAGAGCAGGUGCUGAAAUUCUACAAGAGCAUGACACUUCUCAACACCAUGGAUCGGAUUCUCUACGAGUCCCAGAGACAGGGUCGGAUUUCCUUCUACAUGACCAACUACGGGGAGGAAGGCACCCACGUGGGCAGCGCAGCGGCUCUUAGUGACACCGAUCUGGUGUUUGGACAGUACCGUGAAGCAGGUGUACUGAUGUACAGAGGGUACCCUCUGGACCUGUUCAUGGCACAGUGCUACGGCAAUGCCAGCGACACUGGGAAAGGCCGUCAAAUGCCUGUACACUACGGCUGCAAAGAUUUGCACUUUGUCACCAUAUCAUCCCCACUAGCUACGCAGAUCCCACAAGCUGUUGGCUCCGCCUACGCCAUCAAGAGGGAGAACACCGACCGGAUUGUCAUCUGCUACUUUGGGGAGGGUGCGGCCAGUGAGGGUGAUGCCCACGCAGGCUUCAACUUCGCCGCCACCCUUGAGUGCCCCAUCAUUUUCUUCUGCCGCAACAACGGCUAUGCCAUCUCCACCCCGACGUCUGAGCAGUACCGGGGCGACGGAAUAGCUGCACGUGGUCCCGGCUACGGCAUCCAGUCCAUCCGGGUGGAUGGCAACGAUGUCUUUGCCGUGUACAAUGCCACCAGGGAGGCCCGUCGCCGGGCUGUUGCCGAGAACCAGCCCUUCCUGAUUGAAGCCAUGACUUACAGGAUUGGACACCACAGCACAAGUGACGACAGCUCCGCCUACCGCUCGGUGGAUGAAGUCAACUAUUGGGACAAGCAAGACCACCCUAUCUCUCGUCUCCGUCACUACAUGGUGGGCAGAGGCUGGUGGGAUGAGGACCAGGAGAAGACGUGGCGAAAGAAAUCCCGCAAAAGGGUGAUGGAAGCCUUUGAGGAGGCAGAGCGCAAGUUGAAGCCCAGCCCUCAGUUCCUCUUCUCCGACGUCUACUGCGAGAUGCCCUGGCACAUCCAGAAGCAGCAGGAAUCCCUGGAACGCCACCUCAAGCAAUAUGGCGAGCACUACCCGCUGGGCCAGUACGAGAAGUGAGCCACCUUUCCCUCACCUCUCUGCCCUCCAGCAACUGGGACGUGCAGGAGAUCUGGCUCAAGCCAGCGUGCAAAGAUUGUGAGAGGUUUCGUGUUCCGGGGCAGCCCCUUCCUUCUCACAGUGGCGAUCUUGUGGCUGAGAGACUCCCCACUGGGGGAUCCCUUCUGGAUACUUUGGGGUUGAAGGGCUGGCCCCUGUAAGCUGUGUUGUUGGGCCCCACCCAGGGGCUUCAAACUAGCUUGUGGUAGCAGCCCAGACUGUUACUUUGCCCCAGUUUUUUGAAUCUGCUAGUUGCACAGAGCCUGUUUAAAGCACACAAAACAUCCACGGCUCUCCUGCUGUGGAUGUGAAUUGCCUUAUAUCUGCUGCUUCCCUGACUCUUCUCCUGCUCCUGGUACCUUUUCCCUCCACAGUUCUGUCAUUCAGCCAGAAAUUGGGCAUAAGCUAGCAGGCAGAACCUUGAUUUCCCCUGUAGGGGCAAGCAUUUUUGCCAAAUGGAUCCCUAAUGCCAUCGUAAAUGUCUCCGGAACUGAAUACCGCUUUGGUGGAAUCUGCCGCUAGAAGUAAAGAUGCCCUGUCUAGAGUGGGAGGCCGCAGUUGGUGUCCUGUCUGGGAGUAAAUCCAGGCCCUCUUUGGAUAGUGUCUUUUGGGUGAUAAAUGACAUUUUAAAGGGAUGUGAACCUCAAGCUUGUCAUCUGAUUUUUGAGGGGUUUUAGCAGCUGGGGAGAGUAAUGCUAAAAGAAAAAGUUACAGCUGUCUUGCCUGGGCUUCUUUUCCUCAGCCCUUUCCCCGAUCUAAACAGGCACCUUGGGGUGGGGGCAGAGCUCUCUUGGUCUGUUACGCUUGAAUCGGAAGUUCUUACCACUGAAAAGCAACGGUUCUAUUUGGGCUGCUGGGGGUAACAAGUGUCUAGGCAAAUGUAUGCAUAAACAAAGGGGCACAUUGGGGAAUUAAUAAAACUUUCAUGGGCAUUUGCCUCUAUGCAAUCUGCUUUUCGGCCAGUGAGAAUCUGCAGCCAGGGGUGCCACAUCCUUGGUUGGGAUAGUUAUCAAAAUGGGUGGAACCCGUUUGGCAGUCACUUGGGAAGGAAAGAAUGGCACUUUGCACGUGUUCAGAGACACUCUGCCUUCGCUUCACAGGAGUUAGGGCUUGCACCCUAAAUCGAAACAAGCUGUGGAGCUGAGCCCUGAUGAAUUCAUGUUAGAAUGAUUAAAACUGCAGUAGAGCAAAGUUAGCUGCUUCAUCUCAUCUCACCCUGACUGUGAUGAAUAUUCUACAAAAUAAAAUUCCUUCCAGUAGCACCUUAGAAACCAACUACGGUAAGUUUGUUAUUCGUAUGAGCUUUCGUGUGCAUGCACACGAAAGCUCAUACCAAUAACACUUAGUUGGUCUCUAAGGUGCUAAUGGAAGGAUUUUUUAAAUUUUGUUUCAACUAUGGCAGACCAACACAGUACCUACCUGUAACUAGAAUAUUCUACAGUUGCACUACAGCGCCAUAGGGUCGCAUCCAAUGCCAGCCCUCCUCUGAGUAGACCUACUGAAGUUAAUGGCCAUGACUAAUGCAGAUUUAUUAAUUUCAGAGGCUCUUGUCUGAGUAGAACUUAGUUGGAAACAGGUACUAGGUACAGAAUCCAUCAUCUUCAACAUCUUAGGGCAAGUUCCUUAAAAUUUUGUAUCACAGCAUACUUUCCUAGUUUACUUGUUAUUUGCUCACUGCCUCGUUUUACCACCUGUCAGCCAUCAUGUGGAAGGACACUAAAGAUUCCUUGGCCAUCUGCUUUCCUGUCUACAAGCCUGUUCUGUCCCUUUGAUACGACCCGUCACCCUUCCAUUUUUUGCCUCAGCUGCUUGCCCCAGCCAAAAGGCAGACUUUUUGGUUUAUAAAACACAACACUGAAAACAGCUUGCCUCCCUGCUACACCAUCAUUUAGGAACCACUGCCUUGCUGCAAAAUAAUAGUUUAGCACUAGGUUACUAGCCUGGUAUUUUAAAAGCACUUGUGAAUACUUUCCAAAGAGCAGCAACAAGUUUAACUUCCAACCAUGGCAGACAUGAAUCACAUGAUCAAGACACAGCACCUGAGGCAUAUUUUAUUAUGAUAUCUGUACAUCACUGCAGCUGGGAGAAAUAGUCUUCCCUGCUCUUUAAAUAAAUCACAUGGAAACACACGAACCUCGCUCAAAUUUCUGUGUAAGAUGCAGCCAAGAAGGCAGCAAUUAAUAGCCUGUGAUUUCAUAGAACACACCUAUUUUUUUGCCAUUGAUGAAGGUGGACACUUUUCCUUCAGGUGUAUUUAAACACUAGGAGGCUGAUAGCACGGACAAGUUUGCUGGGCUCCUUUGUUCAUCCAAUUUCUCUGGGUGCCUUGGACCUGGAGGUGGAGCUAGCCAGGGGGGUGGGAGGGCGAUGUCAACCCCCCCCCCCGGAUGACAUCCCGGCCAGGCCGCACCCACCGCACCCCCCUUCCUCUGCCAGUGCUUGGACCUAGGAGAUCGAGGACUGUAGAGGGGAAAUGCUUGUAGUGGGAAAAACAUGUCAGAUAAUACAGAACUCAUCAGCAGGAUCCACCCAGCCAGAUCCGGCAUUGGGGUGAGGAAGGUGAGGAAGGAGAGCCCAACCCAGAAUCAGUACCACUCUUACUCGGCCCAUGUCCUGAGCCUUUAAAAGCAGCCUGACAGACAGGUGUGAACCAGGCAGAGGUUUCCACAACACUUAAGUCUUUCUGAAGCAAGUGUUGUAAAAACUGGACCUGCUUCUUUUCAAUGUGUCCCAAGUACUAUCCUGCUAAAGAUGUCAGCCUUCAGAUCCGAGUGGUUGUGCAUGUCUGCAGCCCUCCUUGUUUCAGCAGGAAGAAAACUGCAUUCAAGUUGCAUGUUGGAUUUUUAAUAUUUCUGAUUAGCUGAGCCAGCUCUGGUACAUGAGCUGUACAGAAUCCCACUGUGUGAUCAAAGAGUUUGAUUGAUUGAAAGCAAAUUUGACAAGCACCUGAAAUGUACUGGUAAGUACUCAAAGGCCAUCUAGUCAAACCACUUGCCAUUGCAGGAAAUCUAUCAGUGCGACAUCCCUGGUAGGGCUGCAGACUUUCAUACCGGAAAAAGUGUAUAGCAAGUGUUAAUCCUCCAAAUAUUUUUUAACCUGGGCGAUCUGAAAGACUGAGUUGUUUGCCCUUCCAAAUCUGAAAAUUAUCAUUCCCUAACAUUGAGCUGUUGCGAUAGAAUUUCUCCCUCCUAAUUUCACAUCCCUUUAUGCAUGUUUAGGUUUCUUUCUAAAGGCAAUGGCAGCUUGGAGAUUUGUUCCCCACACAAUAAAAUAGACUUAACAGAUUGGAGAACUGGGCCAAAUUAAUUUCAAUAUGAACAAAUGUAAAGUUCUGCACUUAAGGCAGGAAGAACCAGAUGCACAAAUAUAAGAUGGCAGGGGACACACCUGGUUUACUAACAGUACGUGUGAAAAAGGAGCACAAGUUUAACAUGAGUCAAUGUGAUGCAGCAGCAAAUAAAUAAAUAAAAAUACUAAUGCUAUUCUAGACUGCAUCAACAGAAGUCUAGUGUUUUGGUCAACGGAACUCGUGGUACCACUGUAUUCUGCCUUGGUCAGACCACACCUGGGAUACUGUGCCCAGUUCUGGGUGCCACAAUUUAAGAAGGAUAUGGACAAGCUGGAACAUGUGCAGAGGAGGACAGCCAAAAUGAUCAAGGGUCCGGAAACCAAGCCUUAUGAGGAAUGGAUGAGGGAGCUGAGUACUGUAUGUUUAGCCUGGAUAGGAAGAGACAGGAGAUAUGAGAGCCACCUUCAAAUACCGUGUUUCUCCAAAAAUAAGCCAUACCCC